This is a messenger RNA of Cadophora gregata, 1740 nucleotides long. RefSeq lists its product as uncharacterized. The record is from RefSeq and is a predicted model, not a curated record. NCBI's taxonomy places the organism in Eukaryota, Fungi, Ascomycota, Leotiomycetes, Helotiales, Ploettnerulaceae. Bases 1 to 1740 code for a protein of 579 amino acids. Gene Ontology annotation, molecular function: magnesium ion binding; thiamine pyrophosphate binding; carboxy-lyase activity. The transcript has 8 exons.
AUGGCUCCUUCGACUGUACCAAUGGGAGUAUAUCUCUGGAAGAGACUCGCAUCUCUUGGCAUCGAACACGUAUUCGGUGUUCCAGGAGACUUCAAUUUAACUCUACUGGACCAGAUUUACAAUGUUCCAGAACUCAAGUGGCUCGGGACCUGCAAUGAGCUCAAUGGAGCAUAUGCUGCUGACGGAUAUACCAGAAUCAAGGGACAUCCAGCUGCUCUUCUCACCACAUAUGGUGUAGGCGAGCUCUCGGCAAUGAAUGGGGUUGCUGGAGCUUAUGCGGAGCAAGCUGGAAUGAUCCAUCUCGUGGGCAUGACAUCUCGGCCAAUCCAGAAGAUGCGAGCUCUGAUCCAUCAUACCAUGGAACCUGGGAUGGACCACGCUAUUUAUAUUGGUAUGAGCGAGCCUGUACGAAAGACUCACACUUUCCUUAUGGAUGACAGCACUAUGGCCCAAGAGAUCGAUCGAGUUAUUAUCGAAGGUGUCAAGAGCAGGCUCCCAGUUUUUAUUUAUAUCCCAAUCGAUGUUGUGUCUGUUCAGCUUGAUGCCAAGCGUUUGGAAACACCACUUGAUACAAGCAUCAAGAACGAUAAAUCAGCCGAGGAUGCUGUCGUUAAGUCUGUUUUGGAAUUGAUCAAGAGUGCAUCUGAUCCUGUGAUCCUGGCUGAUGUAUUGACAAUCCGUCAUGGAGGACGGGACUUGGCGAGGGAACUAGUUGACCUCACUCAAUUUCAAAGUUUCUCAACGCCUCUGUCAAAAGGCAUCAUUGAUGAGACCCACCCAAGCUACGGCGGAAACUACAACGGAACAGUAUCCUUCCCCGGCGUGGCUGAGGCCAUUCAUGGUUCGGACCUAGUUCUCAACUUGGGCCCGCUUUUGUCGGAUUCCAACACUGGUGCGUUCACAAGAGAAGUCAAAGACGAAAACGCUGUUUUACUUGGACAUGCAUUCUGCCAGAUCAAGGGAAAGAAAUACGAUGGUGUUCACUUCUUGCCUGUUUUGCGAAAGAUUGUGGAGGCUUUAAGAAAGGACCCAAAGUCAUACCAACUCCCACGGCCACAAAAGGGAGCUAGACUUGAAGCACCUGUUUUGAACAAAUCCACGUCCGGCCCCAUCGAGCAAUCAUAUACGUGGCAGCGACUUGGCAAAUUCCUCAAAGCCAACGAUAUUGUGUUGGCCGAAUCUGGAACUGCCCAGUUUGGAAUGCCAGACGCCACCUUCCCUGCAAAUGUCAGCUUCAUCACGCAAAUCUUCUGGUCAUCCAUCGGCUACACCGUCGGCGCAUGUCUUGGCGCUCUCGUUGCUGCCAAGGAACUCAAACAUCCUGGUAGAGUUGUCCUUAUUGUGGGUGAAGGAAGCAUGCAGAUGACUGUUCAGGAGAUCGGUUCCUACAUCCGUUAUGGCUUCAAGCCCAUUAUCUUCGUGAUUAACAACAACGGUUACUCGAUCGAACGAGCAAUCAAUGGACCGAAGCAGGGAUACAAUGAUGUCAGUAUGCUCUGGGAUCAUCAGAAGAUGCUGGAGUUCUUUGGUGCGAGAAAGGAGACUGGGAUCCAAAGCAAGAGCUACAAGUGUAAUACGGUCGAAGAGCUGGAGAAGGUUCUUACCGAUGAGGAGUUUGCGAAGGCGGACUACAUCCAGGUGUGUGAGAUCGUGAUGGAUCAAUUCGACUACCCUUGGCGAUUGACCAAACAGAUUGAAAUAGCUCAAGCGCGGGCAAAGACGAUGGCGGGGAAGUAUUGA